Messenger RNA from Rosa rugosa (rugosa rose), 2969 nucleotides. Its product is annotated as subtilisin-like protease SBT1.7. Gene Ontology annotation, molecular function: serine-type endopeptidase activity. The transcript has a single exon. NCBI's taxonomy places the organism in Eukaryota, Viridiplantae, Streptophyta, Magnoliopsida, Rosales, Rosaceae. Bases 256 to 2553 code for a protein of 765 amino acids. The record is from RefSeq and is a predicted model, not a curated record. Gene Ontology annotation, biological process: proteolysis.
GCUGUGAAACACCAUCUUUUGUCUACAAGCAAUCAUUCAAGAACCGGACAACUACCCACCGUCUUCUACUUUAUUCCCGCUCCGUUCCAUCUCUCAUUUCACUCUGAUCCAGCUGUCCCAGAGCUCGCUCGCUCUCUGUAUUAAAAACCCAACCCAGCGUUAGCAAAGCCUCUUCUUCUAUUCCAUGGUCUCUCUCUGAACAAAGAGAGAGUACUGAACUACUGAAGUUGAGAGUAAGAUAGUUUAGCGAAAACUAUGGCCAUGUCUAGUUUCUUGAUGGUUGUUUUGUUUCUGGGUCUGGGUCUGGACCACUUCGCCGCGGCGGAGGUGGAGGCGGAUGCUAGAAGCAGUCGGAGCACCUACAUUGUUCACAUGGCGAAAUCCCAAAUGCCGGCGAGUUUCGAGCACCACACUCACUGGUACGACGCGUCGCUCAAAUCGGCCUCCGACUCGGCCGAGAUGCUCUACACCUACACCAGCGCCAUCCACGGCUUCUCCACGCAGCUGACGCCGGAGGAGGCGGAGACGCUCAAGUUCCAACCUGGGGUUCUGCUCGUUCUUCCCGAGUUGAGGUACGAGCUCCACACCACUCGGACCCCCGAGUUUCUCGGACUCGACCAGAACAACCAGCUCUUCCCCGACUCGGUGUCGGCCAGUGACGUCAUCGUCGGAGUGUUGGACACUGGAGUCUGGCCAGAGAGCAAGAGCUUUGAUGACGCCGGACUCGGACCUGUUCCGGCGAGCUGGAAGGGCACGUGUGAAGUUGGCACGAGCUUCAACUCCUCGGCGUGCAAUCGGAAGCUGAUCGGUGCCAGGUACUUCGCCAAAGGCUACGAGGCCACAUUAGGCCCCAUCGACACUUCCAAGGAGUCCAGGUCCCCCAGAGACGACGACGGCCACGGAACCCACACCUCCAGCACCGCGGCGGGGUCCGUCGUCGCCGGAGCGAGUCUGUUAGGAUACGCGCCUGGAUCCGCGCGCGGGAUGGCCACGCGCGCCAGGAUUGCCGCCUACAAAGUGUGCUGGAUCGGCGGGUGUUUCAGCUCCGACAUCUUGAUGGCCAUAGACCAAGCCAUCGACGACAACGUCAACGUUUUGUCCAUGUCGCUCGGCGGCGGAAUGUCCGACUAUUUCAGGGACAGCGUGGCGAUCGGAUCUUUCUCGGCGAUGGAGAAGGGGAUCUUGAUCUCGUGCUCGGCCGGAAACGCGGGUCCCAGCGCGUACAGUUUGUCCAACUCGGCUCCGUGGAUCACAACCGUAGGCGCGGGCACACUAGAUCGCGACUUCCCGGCUUACCUCAGCCUCGGUAACGGUAAAAACUUCUCAGGCGUUUCGCUUUACCGCGGUAACUCCGAGGCCACCGCUUUGGAAAUGACGCCCUUUAUUUACGCCGGUAACGCGAGUAACUCUACUUCCGGGAAUCUCUGCAUGAUGGGAAGUUUGAUACCCGAAAAAGUGAAGGGCAAAAUAGUAAUGUGCGACCGUGGAGUCAACUCCCGGGUGCAGAAAGGAACCGUGGUCAAAGCCGCCGGAGGAAUCGGCAUGGUCCUCUCCAACACUGCCGCAAACGGCGAGGAGCUGGUGGCCGACGCUCAUUUGCUGCCGGCGACGGCGGUGGGUCAGAAAAACGGCGAUGUCGUAAGGAGCUAUCUGUUUUCGGAUCCGAAUCCAACGGCCGCGAUCCUGUUCGAGGGCACCAAGGUCGGAAUCGAGCCUUCUCCGGUGGUCGCGGCGUUCAGUUCCCGAGGCCCGAACGCGAUCACGCCGGACAUUCUGAAACCCGACAUCGUCGCGCCAGGUGUCAACAUCUUAGCCGGGUGGUCCGGCGCCGUCGGCCCCACCGGUCUGGCGGUCGACUCGCGGCGCGUGGCGUUCAACAUCAUCUCCGGCACGUCGAUGUCCUGCCCGCACGUGAGCGGCCUCGCCGCGCUGCUCAAGGGGGCCCACCCGGAGUGGAGCCCCGCCGCGAUCCGAUCGGCGCUGAUGACCACCGCCUACACGGCCUACAAGAAUGGGCAGAAGUUGCAGGACGUGGCUACGGGAAAGCCAUCCACGCCCUUCGAUCACGGAGCUGGACACGUGGACCCCGUAUCGGCCCUCAAUCCGGGGCUGGUCUACGAUCUGACGGUGGAGGAUUAUCUAAACUUUCUCUGUGCGUUGAACUACACCGAGUCCGAAAUCACCAGCUUGGCUAAAAGAAAGUUUACUUGCGACGAAAGCAAGAGUUACAGCGUUAGGGAUCUGAACUACCCUUCUUUUGCUGUAAAUUUGGUGGGCGGCUCGUCCUCUUCGUCCACUGUAUUGAAGUACUCGAGGACUCUCACCAAUGUGGGCCCGGCCGGAACGUACAAGGCGACUGCGACCAUGGAUGACCCGUCGGUGAAGAUUUCGGUGGAGCCAGAGUCGUUGAGUUUCGCGGCGGCGAAUGAGAAGAAGAGUUACACGGUGACGUUCGCGGUAACGGGGUCGAGAUCAUUGAGCAGCUUUGGGAGGCUCGAGUGGUCUGAUGGGAAGCACAUUGUUGGAAGUCCUAUUGCAAUCAGCCGGAGUUAGGUGGCAGCGUAAUGCACACGACGUGUUUGAUGAAAUUCACUCGCUCAAAGAGUGAAGUGAAUGUGUGGAUUGCGUAAUAUGCUUAAAGCUCUAGUGUUAGAGAUCGCAGCUGUAUUCUGAGUUUGUGAUGGUAAUUAUUUCCACAGCUAAAAAUGGAGGCUGGGAAAGGUUGUUAGAGUUGAGGGUGUUUAAUUUCUUAGUUUAUUGGUGUACAGUGUUUUCCAGUUUGACAAGAACCCAGUGUAAUUGUGCAUUCAUGUCUUUAAAUAAUGCAAGUUACACAGUCACUGGUUGGGUCAUUGUCCUUUUUAUAGGAUAGUUCCCCAAGUCCUAGCUUUUCCCAUAAUGUACAAGAUAAGAUGACCUUGCUUGUAUGCCUUGUUCUUUUCUAUGUUUGCAGUUAAGAGAUUGUACGA